Messenger RNA from Eucalyptus grandis, 1114 nucleotides. RefSeq names its product photosystem II D1 precursor processing protein PSB27-H2, chloroplastic. Gene Ontology annotation, biological process: photosystem II assembly; photosystem II repair. The record is from RefSeq and is a predicted model, not a curated record. Gene Ontology annotation, cellular component: photosystem II; chloroplast thylakoid lumen. The transcript has 4 exons. Lineage: Eukaryota; Viridiplantae; Streptophyta; Magnoliopsida; Myrtales; Myrtaceae. The coding region runs from base 161 to 823 and encodes 220 amino acids.
GCCAUUUUUGUGUUUUCCGUUCUUCGCCAUCCGACAGAAAAUACCUUAUCUCCCCAAAGCUAAAGCAACCUCAUUUUUUCACAGAACCAGCGACACCACAGCGCCGGCAACCUUUUUAUGGAGCCAUUGUCACGCUUACUCCGCGAGCUUCUAGAUUUGAAUGUGGGCUGUUAACUUCGCAUCAAGGAUGGCCAUUGUCACUGUUGCUGCAAAGUUAUGUCCCUCUACAAUCUCUGGAGUCCCAGAGAAAAUCCCGAACUUUGUCCGUGAAUACAAACUACAAUCUAGGUAUCAAGUUGUGCUGCCACUUGAGGAACCAACAUUCAGUCGUCGAAAUGCCAUUAUUUGCAUUGGUUCUUCGCUGGCUUCUGUUGUACCUGUGAGCUAUGUCUUUGCCCCAUUACCGGUACUAGCCGAGGAGAAUUCAGCUUCAGAGGAAGAUGAAGAUAAAGGAGUCAUUGGGGCCAUCCAAUCUCUGUUUGAUCCUAAUGAGAAGACAAAAUCAGGAAAAGUAUUGCCAAAGGCAUACUUGAAAUCAGCGAGAGAGGUCGUGAAGACCCUGCGUGAAUCAUUGAAGGAAGACCCUAAGGAUAAUGCAAAGUUCAGAAGGACAGCGGAUUCAGCAAAGGAGUCAAUCCGAGAAUAUCUGAGCAACUGGAAGGGACAGUUGGAAGUUGCAAACGAGGAAUCUUAUGUAAUGCUCGAGAAGGCAAUUCGGUCUUUGGCGAGUUUCUAUUCGAAGGCGGGCCCAUCUGCCCCGCUCCCAGAAGAGAUUAAGUCCGAAAUAUUGGCCGAUCUGAGUAAAGCUGAUGAAUUCUUGUGAAAAAAACAUUAGUCCUUUUUCACCUUCAGAACCAUCAUUGUUAUUAGUUCACUGGCAUUGACAGUUCUAGCUCUAAAGGGUAGGGCCUUCAGCAAGUAGUUUUUUUGUAUCUAGAUCACCAAUGGCAAUAUUUAUAUGAGCAUAGCUACCCAGAAAGCCUUGAGUACUGUUUUUUGCUGUAGUAUGUGUUAAGGCUUGCUUUGAUUGAGAGUGGUUUCAGAUCGACAAAGCCAAAACAAUUCAUUUGGAGUUUCAGGGCCAUCUCUCAGUGAAAUGCUCAUCGUCUAGUCA